This is a messenger RNA of Pochonia chlamydosporia 170, 1419 nucleotides long. Its product is annotated as 2-methylcitrate synthase, mitochondrial precursor. Gene Ontology annotation, molecular function: 2-methylcitrate synthase activity. NCBI's taxonomy places the organism in Eukaryota, Fungi, Ascomycota, Sordariomycetes, Hypocreales, Clavicipitaceae. The record is from RefSeq and is a predicted model, not a curated record. Bases 1 to 1419 code for a protein of 472 amino acids. The transcript is spliced from 3 exons. Gene Ontology annotation, cellular component: mitochondrial matrix. Gene Ontology annotation, biological process: carbohydrate metabolic process; tricarboxylic acid cycle; citrate metabolic process.
AUGGCUAUGAACCUGAGAAAUUCCACUCGGGCCUUUGGCUCCCUCAAGCCUCUGACCCGAGCCGCUCUUAUCGGCGCCCGUGGCUAUGCCACUGCCGAACCCGACCUCAAGACCACCCUGAAGGAGGUUAUUCCCGCUAAGCGUGAGCUUCUCAAGAAGGUCAAGGCUCACGGCAGCAAGACCAUUGGCGAGGUCAAGGUCGAGAACACCCUCGGUGGAAUGCGUGGUCUCAAGGCCAUGGUCUGGGAAGGUUCCGUCCUCGAUGCCAACGAGGGUAUUCGUUUCCACGGCCGUACCAUCAAGGAUUGCCAGAAGGUCCUGCCCAAGGGCAAGACUGGAACUGAGAUGCUUCCCGAGGCCAUGUUCUGGCUCCUCCUUACCGGCCAGGUCCCCUCUACGAACCAAGUUCGCGUCUUCUCUCGCGAGCUUGCUGAGAAGGCUCAGAUCCCCCAAUUCGUCAACAAGAUGCUCGACGAUUUCCCCAAGGACUUGCAUCCCAUGACUCAGUUUGCCAUUGCUGUGUCUGCUCUCAACUAUGAGUCCAAGUUCGCCAAGGCUUACGAGAGCGGCCUGAACAAGGCUGACUACUGGGAGCCUACUUUUGACGACUGCAUUUCGCUCCUGGCCAAGCUGCCCACUAUUGCUGCCAAAAUCUACCAGAACGCCUACCGUGGUGGUGGUGCUCUCCCUGCUCAGGUUGACCUUGAGCAGGAUUGGUCUUACAACUUUGCUGCUAUGCUCGGAAAGGGCGGCAAGGAGAACGAGAACUUCCAGGAUCUCCUCCGUCUCUACCUGGCCCUUCACGGUGACCACGAGGGUGGCAACGUCUCUGCCCACGCCACUCAUCUUGUUGGCAGCGCUCUCAGCGACCCCUUCCUUUCUUACUCAGCUGGUCUCCAGGGUCUGGCUGGUCCUCUUCACGGUCUGGCCGCCCAGGAGGUCCUCCGAUGGAUUCUCCAGAUGAAGGAGGCCAUCCCCGCUGGUUACACCGAGCAAGAUGUUCACGACUACCUGUGGUCGACCCUCAACUCCGGUCGUGUCGUCCCUGGCUACGGCCAUGCCGUUCUCCGCAAGCCUGAUCCCCGAUUUGAGGCCCUGAUGGACUACGCUGCCGCCCGCCCUGAGAUCGCCAAGGACCCCGUUUUCCAGCUGGUUGAGAAGAACAGCCGCAUCGCCCCCGAGGUGCUCAAGAAGCACGGCAAGACCAAGAACCCUUACCCCAACGUCGACAGCAGCUCAGGUGUUCUGUUCCACCACUACGGAUUCCACGAGACUCUGUACUACACUGCUACUUUCGGUGUGUCCCGCGGUCUGGGUCCUCUUGCCCAACUGAUCUGGGACCGUGCUCUGGGUCUGCCCAUUGAGCGCCCCAAGAGCAUCAACCUUGAGGGUCUCUUGAAGCAGGUUGAGGGUCAGUGA